AUGGUACCGCCCCCUCCACUUCCGCUAGAAAUCCGGAAGUCCCUCCCCAACACCGGAAGUCCCCCGGCCUUGCUUCCUCAGAGUCUUCCCCGACCGGGGCGCGAAGGAGAGGGCUUAUUUCCGGCCCCAGGUGGGCGCUGGCUCGGCUCUAGGUGCGCUCCGGAGCGGUGUCCCGGGAGCACCGUCCUCCCGGACGCUGGCGCCGGACGCUCGGACCGCGGCCGCCCCGGGAGAGCGCCUGUCUGGGCGCGAGGCCCGUGCGGGGCCAUGAACGGGACCGCGAACCCGCUGCUGGACCGCGAGGAACACUGCCUGCGGCUGGGAGAGAGCUUCGAGAAGCGGCCGCGGGCCUCCUUCCACACCAUUCGCUAUGAUUUUAAGCCAGCAUCUAUAGACACUUCCUGUGAAGGAGAGCUUCAGGUUGGCAAAGGAGAUGAAGUCACAAUUACACUGCCACAUAUCCCUGGAUCCACACCACCGAUGACUGUGUUCAAGGGGAACAAACGGCCUUAUCAGAAAGACUGUGUACUUAUUAUCAAUCAUGACACUGGUGAAUAUGUGCUGGAAAAACUCAGUAGCAGCAUUCAGGUCAAGAAAACAAGAGCUGAAGGGAGCAGUAAAAUCCAGGCCCGAAUGGAACAGCAGCCCUCUCGUCCCCCACAGCCAUCACAGCCACCACCGCCGCCACCACCACCACCACCACCACCACCACCUCCACCACCUCCUCCUCCACCGCCUAUGCCAUUCAGAGCUCCAACGAAGCCCCCUGUUGGACUCAAAACUUCUCCUUUGAAAGAUAACCCCUCACCUGAACCUCAGCUGGAUGACAUCAAAAGAGAGCUGAGGGCCGAAGUUGACAUCAUUGAACAGAUGAGCAGCAGCAGUGGGAGCAGCUCCUCAGACUCGGAGAGCUCCUCGGGAAGUGACGACGACAGCUCCAGCAGUGGAGGCGAGGACAACGGCCCUUCCUCUCCUCCACAGCCUUCCCACCAGCAGCCCUACAACAGCAGGCCUGCCAUACCCAAUGGAACCAGCCGGCCACAAGGAAGCAACCAGCUCAUCAACACCCUCAGAAAUGACUUGCAGUUGAGUGAGUCUGGCAGUGACAGUGAUGACUAGUGCUGGAUCUUUCGAAAUCUACUUUUUGGUGCACAAACAUGCUGCAAGACCAGACUACUUUAACAUUGAGUCCCUUGCCAAGAGGAUCAAU
Molecule: messenger RNA, 1210 nt
Organism: Galeopterus variegatus (Sunda flying lemur)
Lineage: Eukaryota; Metazoa; Chordata; Mammalia; Dermoptera; Cynocephalidae
Gene: EAF1
Product: ELL associated factor 1
Exons: 6
Coding region: 1-1119 (372 amino acids)
Biological process (GO): positive regulation of DNA-templated transcription; regulation of transcription elongation by RNA polymerase II
Cellular component (GO): super elongation complex
Molecular function (GO): transcription elongation factor activity
Source: RefSeq, a predicted model, not a curated record